Molecule: messenger RNA, 1005 nt
Organism: Aspergillus chevalieri
Lineage: Eukaryota; Fungi; Ascomycota; Eurotiomycetes; Eurotiales; Aspergillaceae
Exons: 2
Coding region: 1-1005 (334 amino acids)
Biological process (GO): nucleoside metabolic process
Molecular function (GO): catalytic activity
Source: RefSeq, a predicted model, not a curated record
AUGGCUACCGAGUCUCGAACUCAUAUUGACUACACUGUGGGAUGGGUUUGCGCGCUGCCUAAGGAGUUGAUUGCUGCAGCGGCAAUGCUCGAUGAAACACACCAAGACCUCCCCAGGCAACCUAAUGACCAUAAUUCUUAUACUCUCGGGCGUGUGGGUGUGCAUAAUGUUAUAGUGGCAUGUUUGCCAAAAGGUGAAAUUGGAAACAAUAAUGCAGCAACAGUGGCAGCUCGGAUGACCUCUACUUUCCCAUCGAUCAAAUUUGGCCUGAUGGUCGGUAUCGGUGGCGGAGUACCGAAGUCUGUCAGGUUAGGGGAUGUGGUAGUCAGCACCCCCACAGACGAGUUCGGUGGAGUAGUACAGUGGGAUUUUGGGAAAGUUCAACAAGAGGGCACUUUCAAACGCACAGGAGCGUUGAACUGUCCUCCUACAGAGCUACUCUCUGCGCUGACGAAAAUCGAGAAGGAGCAUACAAUGCAAGGUUCUAAGAUACUGCAGUAUCUUAAGGAUCUGGAGACCAACUGGCCAGACUUGCGCCGAAAUUGCAAACAUAUUGAGAGCAUCAACACUGAGGAGAUCCAAGAGCAAUACAAUGAUGAAGAAGAUGAAGAAGAUGAAGAGGAGGAAGAGGAAGAAGAGGGGAAUUAUUGCAUUCACUGUGAUCAAACCAAAAUUGUCCGCAGAAAACCGCGGGACAUGCGCGUGCAUUAUGGCCUUAUUGCAUCUGGCAACUGGGUGAUCAAAGAUGCGCUGUUUCGGGACAAGAUCAACAAGACACUUGGCGGCAAAGUUCUCUGCCUUGAGAUGGAGGCAGCAGGUCUGAUGAAUGACUUCCCAUGCCUUGUCAUCCGAGGUAUUUGUGAUUAUGCAGAUGCACAUAAGAAUAAGAACUGGCAGGAACAUGCAGCAGCUGUUGCAGCAGCAUUUGCCAAGGAGCUUCUCUUGUUGGGGCGGAGCCAAUCAGGGGGCGAAAAAUUCGAGGAAGGCACAGUGGGGGUCUCCUGA